Cornus florida is the source of this 4186-nucleotide messenger RNA. Its product is annotated as protein argonaute 7. Gene Ontology annotation, biological process: regulatory ncRNA-mediated post-transcriptional gene silencing. Lineage: Eukaryota; Viridiplantae; Streptophyta; Magnoliopsida; Cornales; Cornaceae. Gene Ontology annotation, molecular function: protein binding; RNA binding. Gene Ontology annotation, cellular component: cytoplasm. The coding region runs from base 886 to 3921 and encodes 1011 amino acids. The transcript has 3 exons. The record is from RefSeq and is a predicted model, not a curated record.
UCAUGAAUUGUAGGCUCGGCCUUGUUUAUAUUUGUUUUUAUUUUUUAAUUUUUAUGUAAUGAUUUAUUAAACGGGCUUAGCGAGUUUGAAAACAAAUUGAACCGUUUUCGAACAUUAGUUUAAUUUUUUUUUCUUUUUUUUUAAAUGACCCGAGCUAGAACUUUUUAAAAUUGUGAUGAGCCUGAGCAGAACUCAUCUUUUUUCGUUCGUCACAAUCUCGAGCUGGGCCUAUAAUAAAAGAGUAUGAGCAACCUAAAACUCGGCUUGUUUUUGACCGUGCUGUCACUACAAGGCCCGAAAAGAAUUUGAUGUAUAUAACCUUAUUUUUGCAUUUGGAGAAUGGAGGUCCCCAAUGGAAUUUGGAAGCCUAAAGAAUUAAGAUGAAAAGAAAAAAGAAAAAAGAAAAAAGAAAAAAGAAAAAAAGAAACUGAAGUCUUUCCCACCUCAUUUGACUUUAAAGGACACUCAAUGAAAAGAAAGGAAAAGGCUAGGAUAGCUUUCUAUAACAGAGAGUCAAUGGGACAUAAAGAGUAUUAAAAAAAACCCCCAACACAUACUCUCUUGUACACACAGAUUGCAUAACUCCAAAUGGAACAUAACAUACCCUCAUUCAAUGAGUGUAGCUUUUCCUUUGGCUCUCUUCUAAGGUAACCCAGGCCCCCACUUUUUCCCCUUUGAAUAUUUCCACCACCAUCAAAACCUCCUCCCUUCAUAAAACCCAAACCCUCCCCCUCUCUCUCUCUGCAAUAACUAGAGUUUCCACUGAUAUCAGAAACAGAAAACACUCUCUAUCUCUCUCUCUCAUGCACACACACACACACACACGCACGCACGCACACACAUCUUUUUACUCUCACACUACUGUGUUUCUCUUUCAAUUAAGUGAUGGAAGAUACACAAGAGUCCAAUACUAACAGGAAAUGCACUCCAAAGACGAGGAGUUUCAGAGAGAGAGCCAACCCUCCUCACAACUAUCAAUAUCACCACCAACUAUUGCACUACUCAAAUGGGAUUGGGUUUUUUAACCACCAAAACCAAUACCAAGCUUACCCAGCUCUCCUUCCUCUGCCUCCAAUCAUUCCUCUCCAACUCACUGUGACUCCACCCCUCCCUCAAAACCAGACCUUCAGGCCAAAAACCAAUUUGCAGAAACCUCCAUGGAAGCACACAAACCCUCCUCUUGCCACCUCUUCGGAUAUUCAGCUCCCAAAUCCAGCAGUUUUACCAGCUUCAGAGAGGAUUCAAUUGAAAACCAACCCUCCCUUAAGGGGAAAAGAUGAAAGGAGGGUCACAAGUGCCACACCACCAUCAAUAUUAGUGGUGGCAAGAAGGCCAGAUUGUGGCGGCGUGGAAGGACCAGUUAUCGCUCUCCUUGCCAAUCAUUUUCUAGUCCAAUUUGAUCCGUCCCAGCGAAUUUUCCAUUAUGAUGUUGAAAUCUCUCCACAUCCUUCCAAGGAAAUUGCUCGAACAAUUAAGCAAAAACUGUUGGAGAGCAACUUGGUUGAGCUUUCCGGUGCUCUUCCAGCCUACGAUGGCCGGAAGAAUCUUUAUAGCCCUGUUGAAUUCCAAAAUGAUAGGCUCGAAAUCUUUAUUAGCCUCCCAAUCCAAUCUAGCAAGCCAGUAUUACCAUCCGGAGACACCAUCCACUCGGAAGAAAAGCCUCAACAACUUAAGCUCUUUCGGGUAAACAUCAAACUUGUAUCGAAGUUUGAUGGGAAGGAAUUAAGUAGCUAUUUGAGUAAGGAGGUGGAUGAUGGGAUACCCCUUCCUCAGGACUAUCUCCAUGCUUUGGAUGUUGUUUUGCGCGAGAGCCCCACAGAGAAGUGCAUACCAGUGGGGCGAUCACUAUAUUCGAGCUCAAUGGGAGGGACUAAAGAUAUUGGAGGUGGAGCUAUUGGUUUGAGAGGGUUUUUUCAAAGUCUUAGACCAACUCAACAAGGUCUUGCUCUCAAUGUGGAUUUCUCUGUGACCGCGUUCCAUGAGAGCAUUGGUGUUAUCCACUACUUGCAAAAGCGUCUUGAGUUUUUGCGCGAUCUUUCCCAAAAGAAAACAAGAGGUUUGACAGGUGAUGAAAAGAGGGAAGUGGAGAGGGCGUUGAAGAACAUCAGGGUCUUUGUUUGCCAUAGAGAAACUGUCCAGAGAUAUCGAGUUUAUAGCUUAACUGAUGAAGCUACAGAUGAUCUCUGGUUUCCGGACAGAGAUGGAAAGAAUUUGAGGCUGGUGAACUACUUCAGGGAUCACUAUAAUUAUGAUAUACAAUUCAGGAACUUGCCAUGCUUGCAGAUUAGUAGGAGCAAACCAUGCUACCUUCCUAUGGAGCUUUGUGUGAUUUGUGAAGGACAGAAGUUUCUUGGGAAGCUCUCAGAUGAUCAGACAGCGAGGAUACUAAAGAUGGGUUGCCAAAGACCAAGAGAGCGAAAGGCGAUUAUUGAUGAAGUCAUGACCGGACCAGUUGGACCAACAAGUGGCAUUCAGGAAAGAGAAUUCAACCUCCAUGUUUCAAAGGAAAUGACGCGAUUAAAUGGGAGAAUUCUUCAACCGCCAAAGCUUAAGCUUGGCAAUGGUGGGCAUGUAAGAAAUCUAACUCCUUCCCGUCAAGACCGCCAAUGGAACCUUCUGGACAGCCAUGUCUUUGAAGGGACUCGAAUUGAGAGAUGGGCACUAAUAAGUUUUGGCGGCACCAUUGACCAGAAGUCUGACAUUCCAAGAUUCAUAAAGCAGCUAUCUCAAAGGUGCCAGCAGUUGGGCAUUUUUCUCAACAAUAACACGAUUAUUAGCCCCCAGUUUGAACCAAUGCAGGUGCUCAACAAUGCAACUCUUUUGGAAUCAAAGCUGAAGAAAAUCCACAGAGCUGCAUUCAACAAACUCCAACUGAUUAUAUGUGUAAUGGAGAGGAAACACAAAGGGUAUGCGGAUUUGAAGCGAAUUGCUGAGACAAGUGUUGGGGUUGUCAGCCAAUGCUGUUUGUACCAAAAUCUUGGCAAACUGAGCUCACAAUUUCUUGCAAAUUUGGCACUCAAAAUCAAUGCCAAAGUUGGUGGAUGCACGGUUGCUUUAUACAAUUCGUUACCUGCUCAAAUCCCACGCCUCUUUCGACAUGAUGAACCAGUGAUCUUUAUGGGAGCUGAUGUAACCCAUCCUCACCCACUAGAUGAUUUUAGCCCCUCUGUUGCUGCCGUGGUGGGAAGUGUAAAUUGGCCAGCUGCAAACAAGUACGUUUCGAGAAUGAGGUCCCAAACGCAUAGGCAAGAGAUCAUUCAUGAUCUUAGUGCAAUGGUGGGUGAAAUUUUGGAUGAUUUCUAUCUUGAGCAAUCCAAACUCCCCAAGAGAAUAAUAUUUUUCCGAGAUGGGGUGAGUGAAACACAGUUCUACAAAGUGCUUCAAGAGGAGUUGCAAGCCAUUAGGGUGGCUUGUUCAAGAUUUCCAAAUUACAAGCCUCCCAUUACUUUUGCAGUAGUUCAGAAGAGGCACCACACAAGGUUGUUUGCAAACGAAAAUGAUCCAUCUUCAAAUCAGAACCAACUCUUCAACGAGAAUGUACCACCAGGAACGGUUGUGGACACCGUGAUCACUCACCCGAGGGAAUUUGACUUCUAUCUUUGCAGCCACUGGGGUGUGAAGGGAACAAGCCGGCCCACGCACUAUCAUGUUUUGUGGGAUGAAAACCAGUUCACUUCUGAUGAAUUGCAGAAGCUGGUUUACAAUCUCUGCUACACUUUCGUAAGGUGCACCAAGCCGGUUUCUUUGGUUCCACCGGCUUACUAUGCCCACCUUGCUGCAUACAGAGGCAGACUUUACCUCGAGAGAUCAGAUUCCACUUUUACAAGAAGUGCUCCUGCAUUCUCCCGCGCAGCCCCUCCAAAGGCAACGCCUCUGCCAAAACUAAGUGAGAAUGUUAAGAAGCUCAUGUUUUACUGCUGAUUUUUUCAUGGAAUUGCUCUUGUAUAUUCUUCCCCUCAUCAUAGAUGUAGUCAAAGAUCACUCAUUUUGCAGAGCUAGCUAUAUAUGCAGUUUCUUACCAUCAUAUCCUCAUUGACUAAUAAUAGAUUGAAUUGCUAAUUGGUUCUGGCCAUAAUAGCUCAUGCAAGUGUCUUUGAAUGUAACAAGGAAAUGACAAUUAGUGCUAAACUUUUUAUUGAUGUCCAUGUACUUCUUUUGAAUGUUCCAACCAGAUUCUGGAGCAUCA